CAUGAUAAGAAUCUAAGAAGCUAACCUAGUGCACACCCAUUGCCAAUAUACAAAUAAAAAAUAAAGCCUAUAAAUUGGAAGCUAUAGCUUGAAAGGUGUUGUAAACCAUUAAUCCCAUCUCUUACAUAAAAAAACAAAAGCAAAAAUGGAGAAGAAAAAAUGCAAUAUUAAACCAGUAAUAAUGGUUAUGAUGGUGUUGAGUUUGGUAAUAAUAGGACAGUGUGAUGCAACUUCAUUUAGUGAUUGCUACAAAGGUUGUUUUCUAAAAUGUCUUAUAAUUCCAAAUGGUAGCUCUAUCUUUUCUUGUGCAACUAAGUGUGUUAAAGAUUGUAUUUUGCCAUCAUCAUCUAUGGUGUCUUCUUUAGAUUAUAAACAGCAAACCAAUUACUUCUGCAAGCUUGGUUGUGCUUCUUCUUUGUGUACCAACUUUAGCUCCAUCACUGAUCCAGGGGAAAAGAAAGUGGAAAGGUGUGUGAAGUCUUGCUCAAACAAAUGCACCACCAACUACUUACCGUGAAGAUUCUUAUCAAUUUUUAGCAAUUUAGUGUUCACGAGCUGUAACUUAAAUGCUAUAAGUGAUAAAACAGUAAACUGUCAAAGUCGGAGGUUUAAAUUCUCUCAAGAUCGCUCUCCUCUCCGGUUAUCAAAAAAUAAAAUAAAAUUUAGAGUUCACGGGCUUACAUGUUACAAUGGCAAAAUGGCAAAAUGACAAAAUGUUUGUCUUAAUUCAGCAGCACUCGACUCGUGAUUGGGAUCCAGCUUCAUCCAUUUACUUUUUUUUAAAAAA
This is a messenger RNA of Mercurialis annua (annual mercury), 787 nucleotides long. Its product is annotated as thionin-like protein 2. Bases 146 to 517 code for a protein of 123 amino acids. NCBI's taxonomy places the organism in Eukaryota, Viridiplantae, Streptophyta, Magnoliopsida, Malpighiales, Euphorbiaceae. The record is from RefSeq and is a predicted model, not a curated record. The transcript is spliced from 3 exons.